Oncorhynchus kisutch (coho salmon) is the source of this 4568-nucleotide messenger RNA. RefSeq names its product leucine-rich repeat, immunoglobulin-like domain and transmembrane domain-containing protein 1. Bases 576 to 2528 code for a protein of 650 amino acids. Gene Ontology annotation, cellular component: endoplasmic reticulum membrane. The record is from RefSeq and is a predicted model, not a curated record. Gene Ontology annotation, molecular function: protein binding. The transcript is spliced from 4 exons. NCBI's taxonomy places the organism in Eukaryota, Metazoa, Chordata, Actinopteri, Salmoniformes, Salmonidae.
ACUAGGGUCGGAAUCGGUCAAAUAAAACCUGUGCCAUGCUGUACACCUUUUUUCUUUCAUAAAGAGCCUAAUCUGAGUUAUGUAGGUCAAGUCGUUUGCGAGCUGUUGAAGUUUAAACGUCCAAAUGUCUGGCCAACAUCGAAUCUCAAACCAAUUUGACCACGGUGCCACACCUUGGCAAAACCAGCGCAGCCCAACAACCAGUCACGGCAGGGUUCAAAUUAACAAACUGAAUUUGUGGGGGAGAAAAAAGACAAACAAUAUCACAGUGGAUUAUGACAAUUUCGGAUGUAUUUUGUGUGAUAAUAAAUAGGGACGUCUCUGCGCAGCCUAUCGGAUUCCAGGAUGAAAUAUGCAUCCAGAUGAAAAGACUGCAGUCCUUUCGCUAAUCCUUGUCUAUCCUUCUUAUCUCGGGACUCAUAGCAGUCUGGUCGCUAUGGGACAGCGAAGCUGUGGGACAAAACCGUGCAAAUGAUAUUUCAGUAAAUGACAAACGCAGGUCUGUUUGGCUUCAGUGGGUGCUGACUGGGUGCAUGCAGGCUAGCUGUGCAGUGCACGCAUAAAAGUGGGCCAAAAUGUUCCUCGCAUUCGUCUUGGGACUCUACCUGGCGACAGGUGCGUUACCCUCCUCGGUGAGCGCGUGCCCGUCACAGUGUAGCUGUUUUUUUCACAAACUAAGUGAUGGAUCUAUGGCCAGGAGUGUAAUUUGCAAUGACCCCGAGAUCUCCAUUGUGCCUGCCAGUUUCCCCGUGGACACGUCCAAGCUGCGUAUCGAGAAAACAGCCAUCCAACGUAUCCCGAGCGAAGCCUUCAGUUACCUCCCCAAUCUGGAGUUCCUCUGGAUGUCCUUCAAUGUGCUGUCCUCUCUCAAGCCGGACAGUUUCCGUGGGAUGCUAAAUCUGGAGGAGCUGCGACUGGAUGGGAAUGCCCUCACCGCGUUCCCCUGGGAGUCUCUUAUGGAUAUGUCCAGCCUCACGCUGCUCGACUUGCACAACAACCAGUUGACCUCAGUUCCCGCAGACGCCACAAUUUAUUUAAAAAACCUGACCUACCUGGAUCUGUCCAGCAACAACCUUCUGACUGUUCCGGCUGAGGUGCUCGCCACCUGGCUAACAGUUAAACCUGUGCAGGGCCCAGAGAACUCCAAAAUGAUACUUGGUCUCCAUGACAACCCCUGGCUGUGUGACUGCCGCCUGUAUGACCUGGUCCAGUUCCAGAAGUUGCCAACGUUCUCUGUGGCAUUAAUCGACACACGCCUCCGCUGUGCAGCUCCCGAGAGCCUGUCAGGUGUUCUGUUCAGCGAUGCCGAGCUGCGGAGGUGCCAGGCGCCACGCGUCCACACAGCGGUGGCACACGUCCGCAGCGCUGUGGGAAACAACGUGCUGCUGCGCUGCGGGACCAUUGGCGUUCCCAGCCCGGAUCUGGCCUGGCGCAGGGCGGAAGGGAAAGCCCUGAACGGGACAGUCCAGCAGGAGAACUCCAAGGAAGGCAUUAUCUGGUCCAUCCUCAGUGUCCCAGCCGUGUCCUACCGUGACUCAGGGAAGUAUGUCUGCAAGGCCACUAACUACGCCGGAAAUGCAGAGACCAUCAUCUCCCUGGUUGUCUCUGAUGCUCCCCCAAAACCCGACAAUAACAACAACCAAACCAGCGUGGUUGCUGCUACUGUAAAAAAAAACAAAGUCAACAAACCCAACGGGAUGGGGAAGGCAGCAUACCAGGAGAAACUGGUGGAUAGGUUAGUGGUUCCCACCCCCAACUCUCAACCCCCACCUGCUGUUGUGGACUCCAGCCCUGAGCCUGAAGGUGUGGUAGUGGGAAGUGUGGCAGAUAGAGCCACCCCUGGACCAGCCAAGUUGCCCAGUCCAGACGGACUCCUGGAGCUGGAGAAGACUAACCUGAGCAACCUGGCCCAGGCCCAGUAUGACCCGGACCGGAUAGUUCGCUCGGUCAAGGUGUUGGGCGAUACGGAGAACACCAUCACCCUGAACUGGCGGGCGCCCAAGGCCAAGAACACCACGGCCUUCAGUGUGCUCUAUGCCGUCUUCGGCGAAAGAGACAUGCGCAAGAUCAACGUGGCAGCGGGUCAGAAUCGGGUCUUCAUCGAGGGCCUGGUGCCCAAGACUAAGUACAUUGCCUGCGUGUGUGUCCGGGGCCUGAUCCCCAAGAAGGAGCAGUGUGUCAUCUUCUCCACCGACGAGGCGGCCAGUGCCGCUGGCACCCAGAAGCUCAUCAACGUCAUCGUGAUUACCGUGGCUUGUGUCAUUGCUGUGCCACUCACCGUAAUCGUCUGCUGUGGUGCGCUCAAGAGGCGCAUCCAGAAGAUUUGGGGCAAGAAGUCCAAGGACAUCCAGGACUCGUAUGUGACUUUUGAGACGCUGUCCCCCGGAACCAAGGCUAAAGGGUUGGAGGGUGAGUACCUGACCAGACUCAACCCUGAGGAGUCCAACCGGCUGCUGUCGGCCCGAUCCAGUCUGGACUCUGAGGCCACGGCAAAGAUAGAGGGUCAGCCCAACGAGUACUUCUGCUGACUUCAUGCUCCAGCUCCCUCCCCAUGCCAUCUCCCACACUCGCACCCUCUGGCUCAACACAUCUCCACACACACAACUCCUCUACAGCAUAGCCCCAGACACACACAUCAUCCCCAUCAUAGCCACACACACACACCUCAUCUUCAUCAUAGCCACACACACACACCUCAUCUUCAUAGCCACACACACACACAUCUUCAUCAUAGCCCCACACACACUCCUCACCCUCACCAUAGCCCCACACACAAACCUCGUCCCCACAUACCUAAUCCUUUCUCUCAGCCUCACCAAAGCCACCCACACAUAUCCUAUACUCUCCCUCACUCUCAGCACAGUCCUACACACACAUCUCAUCUUCACCAUAGCCCCAGACACAUACAUCGUCCUCACCCCAACCACAGCCCCAUACACAAACCUCACCCUCUUACUAAGUUUCACCACAGCCCCACACACACACCUUGUCGAAAUGCUCAUCACAGUCCAACACACAUAUCUGGUUGUCUCCCUUUCUCUCACCGUGUUCCCCCCCCCACACACAGGGCACAGGACUCUCCCCCACCUCUCCCACCAUGUUGGGUGCCACCAUAUCGGGGGUUCUAUGAGAGGACGCUUGGACGAUGCACCAUCAUGGAAAUAUCAGUUUAAAGGAGUUUUGACAUUUUUAUCCUUAAUUUUUUUACAUCUGAAAUGUAUACUAUUUCAACAGAGAGAAUGCUAAUGAUGUAAUUUCUUUUUACACUUCUGGGGGACUAUCAGUUGUAAAUGAGCCCUACAGAUAGUAUUUCAUUUAAAUACAUUUAUCAUAGUUAAGUUAUCAAGUAAAAGUCUGAAAGAAGGACAUCUGGGCCAAUAUUCAUUAGUCUCAAAGGAGUGCUGCUCUAGGAACACUUUAGCCUUUUGGAUCAUAAUAAAUGAGAUAACAUGGACAGGGGGGACCUGGGGCCAUAUCAUGAAUUUGAAAUUAUUUUCAAAAAUGCAAGAGAUACUGGUGCAGGUACUUCUAGAUAAUUUAUGGGUUGCUUAUAUAAAAAUAUCAAAACAUUCUUUCAUCAACUCCAAAGCAUUUUUCUGUAUAGCUAGUUAGGACCGCACAUAUGAUCUCCUAAAUAUCUGUCGACUAGGUAGGACUCUUCCCACUGGGCACAGGCGUCAAUUCAACAUCUAGUUUUGAUUUAAUUUUGGUUGAGUUGUCACCUAACUUGAAUUGAACAAAAAAUGGCACCAUGUCAUUGGAUUUAGGAUAGGUGAAAAAGAGUUGGGUGAAAAAAAAAAUACAAAAUUCCCUUACGUUGACCACUUCAUCUCAUUUCUUUGUUGAAAUGAUGUGGAAACAACAUUGAUUCAACCAGUUUUUGCCCAGUGGGUUAUGACUAAAAUGGCUUCAUGCAUAGAUUUAUGGAUACAGCCCCUGAUUCUAGAUUAGAACUCCUACUCUGAAGGUCUUUAUGAAUCCUGGCCCUGGGCCCGAAUCCAAAAAGCAUCUCCGAAAAGGUAAUAGGAAUCCUGUUAUUUUAUUUAACCUUUAUCUUAACAUGGAAGACAUAUUGAGUCCUAGGUCUCUUUUACAAAUGUGCCCUGUAUAUACAACAUAAAUAUAGACAUUAUACCAAAACUAAACAGUAUCAGUCAAAAGUUUGGACACACCUACUCAUUCCAGGGUUUUUCUUUAUUUUUACUAUUUUCCACAUUGUAGAAGAAUAGUGAAGAUAUCAUCACUAUGAAAAAACACAUAUGGCAUCAUGUAGUAACCAAUUUUCUUUUAAACAAAUCAAAAUACAUUUUAUAUCUGAGAUUCUUCAAAGUAGCCACCCUUUGCCUUGAUGACAGCUUUGCACAAUCUUGGCAUUCUCUCAACCAGUUUCUUGAUGCAUUCACCUGGAAUGCAUUUCAAUUAACAGGUAUUUGUAUUUAUUAUGGAUCCCCAUAAUAAAUGGUGUUCUUCCUUGGCCUAGCGUUGUCCAUGCUUGGCCAGAGUAGGCCGUCAUUGUAAAUAAGAAUUUUUCUUUACUGACUUGCCUAGUUAAAUAAAGGUGCAAUUUU